AUGAUUGAAACAAAAAUUCUCGGCAUGAUUCUAGAAUUCUUCAAGGUAGAGUACUGUAGAUUACAUUUCGGCAACUUUCUGAAGCUUCUUCUGAAAUAAGUUAUUUUCAGAUUUUUGUUACAACAGCUAUCACAUCGUUAAUACUUCAAAAUUGCUCGAACAAAAAGAAAAAGCGACAAGAAUCCGAGAAUGAAACCGAACAACAAACAACUGAUGCUGAAGAAGAAUCAACUGACAAUAGUUCAGCAAAACGAAAGAAGAAAAAGGCAGCAGCAAAGAAAAAGAAGGGAAAAUCAAAGGGAAAGAGUGCACAAGGAAAUGCGCCAGCACCACCAAAAGCACCGGCGAAUAAAGGAGGUGUUGCUCAAACAUACGAUCCAAAUUAUCAAACACUCGCCGGUCUUUCCAAUGAUAAUGUUUUCCAAAAUAAGGGCGGCGCUGGAGAGGCAGCGAAACCAAAACCUGCAAUGGCUGCCACUCAAGACCCUAAUUAUCAAACACUCGCCGGUCUUAAUAAUGACCAAGUUUUUGGUGGAGGAGGAGGAGCUGGCGGUGCACCAGCCGCACCAAAACCUCCAGCCGUUGCUGGACAGAAAGCUGCUACUCACGAUCCAAAUUAUCAGACUCUAGCUGGUCUCAAUAAUGCGGAUAUUUUCAAGGAUAAAGGAGCUGGAGGUGGAGGAGGUGGAGCUGCUGCUGGUGGACCUGCGCCACCAAAACCACCAGCUGUUGCUGGACAAAAAGCUGGAACUUAUGAUCCAAAUUAUCAGACUUUGGCUGGAUUGAAUAAUGCGGAUAUUUUCAAGAAAUAA
Caenorhabditis angaria is the source of this 812-nucleotide messenger RNA. Lineage: Eukaryota; Metazoa; Nematoda; Chromadorea; Rhabditida; Rhabditidae. The record is from the annotation of a GenBank genome assembly.